Epithele typhae is the source of this 876-nucleotide messenger RNA. RefSeq lists its product as uncharacterized. The record is from RefSeq and is a predicted model, not a curated record. Bases 1 to 876 code for a protein of 291 amino acids. The transcript is spliced from 4 exons. NCBI's taxonomy places the organism in Eukaryota, Fungi, Basidiomycota, Agaricomycetes, Polyporales, Epitheliaceae.
AUGCUCGUCCCAUCUCCCACUUCUGCCCCUAUUGCUCUCAAACCGUGCUUCCCCAAUCUCGACGCUACCGUCCAUCGAGUUAGCAGCAGCAUGAAACUGUGGCGUGUCAUGGCAGUUGUCUUGACGCUUCUCUCCCCCUUCAUCUACAUCCUCGUACCCUACGUCCGUUUCCGGUUCUUUCUCCUCAAGCACCCCCAGAACCCUCACGAAAACGCCGUUCUUGCCUCCGUCAACAACGCCCUUGUAGCUUCAUUCUGCUCUGUCGUUUUCCCCGGUUGGUCGCAGUGCUCUCUCGUUGUCUUCGGUCGACCGCAGCCGUUCUGCGGAUCGUUGGAGCUCCUCCCUUCCACACCCGCCCCUUUGGUCGCCCUUCACAGCCCACGGGUCACUCCCCUGAAGCGCGUCAUAGACGGUUGGCCUUCCGAGGAUAGUCUUGAUUUUACGGUCUGCCAGGCGGACAAGUUGGCCACAUCGCCGUCACUGCAGUUGCCUGGGUUACAGCUGAAGCCUAGGAUUGGACGCGCUUGUUCGUCUUUGCGCCGGUCCUUGGAGAACACCGCAUUCAUUGCUAUGAGCGUCGACCUUAUUUAUGAAGUCUACCUCACAGGCUUCGACGUCAUGGACAAGUUUGGGAUGCCAGCUGCCACCCAGUUCAUAUCUUGCGUCAGAACUACCAUGGACGACGACUCGCUCAAGUUUCUCCGAAUCAUGCAGAAGGAGACGGCGAUUGCCAAGGAUGCGUUCAAUAAACUCCACGUCGCCAUCCACCCCAGCCUCGAGAACGAAUGUGACAGCAAUGUCUCCGACAACCUCUGCGCGGAAGUUCUCCGUUCGGUCGACUCCAUCACGACGUGGCUGAACAAGGAGCUUGCCUGA